UUCAGUAGUGAUGUUACACCUUCAAAGCUUUGUGGUACUCCUUGGCGUUUUGCUUUGGAGAUGCGCCGGCGUAUACGCCCAGAAUGUGUUUAACUACGAGGAGCAAAAAAACCUGUCACGACCGUACACAAUACAGGUUCAACGUUUCCUGUGCGUUGAUGCGCCAUACAAGGAAACUAUCCUGCACGAGUGUCGUAUGAUAUUUAGAAGGAAUCAACGGCCACUUCUAAACGUAUCGCUGGAAGCGCCAAAGAAAUAUAACUACCUGAUGAUACAGUUCCAGAUGCACUACAAAUUCAAAAAGUACCAACCGUUCCUGAUAGAUAUAAAGGCAGAGGGAUGUGAACUAAUGCGUGAUCGGAAGAAUGACCCUACCCGUCGCUGGAUGUACGGAGUGUUGAAGGAUUUGAUGUCCAGUAUAGUUCAUCCCUGUCCGUUUGGGGUAUGUUUUAUCUGAAGAAAUGCAACGAUUGUGUAACGCACGACUUUGAUGUAUGAAUUUCAGAAUAGAACCUACAACGGGAUGGGCUCGAUCAAGGAGGAAUAUGCACCGAGAUCAAUCCCGGCUGGCGAGUACAGGAUGGAUGGAAUAUUUACAUCCCAGGCCAAUGUAACGCUACUUUCGUUGCAGUUGUUCUUUGAAGCUAGAAGAAGGGGUAUUUUGAAAUCAAUGUUAGAGUGGUAAGGGGCUAUUUAAUUGAUAUUCAUCUCAAAUAUUCGUCUUUGACCUUUCAUUUAUAACUUCGAAUGUUCAGUGCAGCAAAGAUCCAAUCUUAACUGCGUUCAUCGAAAAUGGUUCUCUUAUAUCGUUGAAACUAAUGUAGCUUCAAGGUUUUAUGAAUCUGA
This is a messenger RNA of Anopheles coluzzii, 846 nucleotides long. RefSeq lists its product as uncharacterized. The transcript has a single exon. Lineage: Eukaryota; Metazoa; Arthropoda; Insecta; Diptera; Culicidae. The record is from RefSeq and is a predicted model, not a curated record. Bases 11 to 457 code for a protein of 148 amino acids.